Messenger RNA from Actinia tenebrosa (Australian red waratah sea anemone), 3125 nucleotides. RefSeq names its product homocysteine-responsive endoplasmic reticulum-resident ubiquitin-like domain member 2 protein. Lineage: Eukaryota; Metazoa; Cnidaria; Anthozoa; Actiniaria; Actiniidae. The record is from RefSeq and is a predicted model, not a curated record. Gene Ontology annotation, biological process: endoplasmic reticulum unfolded protein response. Gene Ontology annotation, molecular function: protein binding.
GCUUCUCAUUACAGCACAACAAAUCGAGAUCCAAAAUGGACGGCUUGAACUUGGAUUCGUCUGUAACUCUUAUCGUAAAAACUCCAAAUAAAACCAUAGACGACCUACAAAUCAACUGUGCAUUGGACUGGACAGUGAGGAAGAUAAAACAACAUCUUUCCAGCGUUUAUCCUAGUAAACCAGAAAGCAAGAAACAACGUUUAAUUUACUCAGGACAGUUAUUAAACGACAACCAAACUUUAAAGGAUUUUCUUCGCGAGCAUCAAGAUGGUAAAUUCCACACAGUUCACUUAGUCUGCCCUCCAUCAAGCACUGAAAACAUAUCAUCCAACCCAUCAUCUUCACAGGAAACAAACACAACUACAUCCAACCCAACAAUAAUUUCCCCAAGUAGAGAAAUGCAAUCUCCCUCAACCCAAACAACAACGCAACCAACUACAGAUGGUGUCAGAUAUAGAGGACACAAYACACCGACACCAUCUCCUUUUACGAAUAAUCCAAGUCCUCCCCAGAUGUGGAACAUGAAUUCAUUUCAAGGACAGAUGUAUCCUCCAUUAUCGCCACCAAACCAUCAACAGUGGAUGCAGCACAUGCACAACAUGCAGCAGCAGUAUCAGCAGAUGUUUCAGCAGCAUCAACAACAAAUGGCUGUUGCUGCUAGACAGAUGCAGCCUCCUUUCAUGAAUAUGCCACUCAACAUGCCAAUGCCUCCAAUGCCUUUCUGGCCCUACCAAGGACCCAUGAUGCCAGGAGUCAAUAUGCACCCGGCAGCACAGGUACCCCAUCAACAGGUACCUCCACAAACACCCCCACCACCACCCCCACAGGCACAAAAUGCACCUCAAGCUCAACAACCACCACAACCAAGAAACCAAGAAGUGAGGAUGAAUGCCCAAGGUGGUAUUGGUGAUGAUGAUGAAGAGGAAGAAAACCUGAACAAUGAUUGGUUGGACAAGAUUUAUACUCUGUGUCGUAUUACUAUUCUUUUGAGUAUAGUGUGGUUUUAUUCCUCAACUGGACGUUUUUUGAUGCUAAUUCUGUCUGUGAUGGUAAUCUAUAUGUACCAAUGGGGAGUAUUCCAGUGGCUACUCAGGAAUAGAAACCCUCCUGCAGAAAACCACCCACUGGCACAACCAAACCAAGAGCCUCAACAACCGAGACAGGAAGAGGGUGACAAUGCUGAAGGCAGAGGAGAUACAGAAGAAGGUACAGAAGCAAAUGAUGGAGAAAACAUACAGCAACCACCACCUCCACCACCCGGCCCUUCAGCAUUCAGAAUAGCAAUGAGUUUUGUAUCAUCUUUCUUUACAUCACUAGUACCACAUCACAAUGACGGAAUACCAGCAAACUAAAGACWAAACAGCAAAGGGGCGUGUCCGGGAGUUGGACAGUAUGCUAAAUUUGUACCUAUAUCUGCACCUGAUUGGACCCCAAUGUUUUUGUUAAUAAUAAACAUUAACCAUGCAUAUAGAUGGAAUCAAAUUGAAAAAUGAUAACUAAAGAUAAUUAUAUCAGUCCCAGUAUACAGCUGCAUAUCAAUAUAUGGAUUAACGGACCUAAUAGAUGUAUUGAAUGUGACAAAUGCUCUAGUAAUAAGAAAAAUAUCAAGAACACAGAUUACAAAUACCUAUGGAAGGGGGUAAAAAUGCUGAUGGAGUGCAAAAGUAUGAMUAUAAAUGAAAUGUACAUUAAUUGACUUUGUGGACUGGCUUAUAGAGAUAUACUUCAAAUGGAAUUACAUGGUUGUCUAUGGUCAACUUACUGACCUUCUGUGGAAGAUGUGUCAGUUGACAAAUGGGAAGUCAGACACUGGUAUAGUAGUGUGAAUAAUUGGUAAUGCUUUGGAUUGCUUCAGAUAAUGGACCUUUGUCACACUGCAGCCAUGUUUAUUAUUAWAUUAUUAUUAAUUAUUAAUUCAUGAGAAUUAAAGCCUUUUUUCUGUCUGUGCAAACUCAUCCUGAAGCACCAUCUUAAUGAAUGGCAAAAUGUGCAAAAAAUCUAUUGUUCCAGCAAACAUGGCUGUCAUAUCAGAAAGGUUUAUCUAGUUCAAGAUGCAGUAGAAUAUGCCAAUUAUUGUCUAGUUAAUAAAUCCUWAAAUGUGUGACCUGUUAUUGCAUGCUUUUGUUCACAAAUGGGUGUCUGUUACAUGUAAACAUGAACAUUCCAUUGUGAGAAUAUGUGAUUUUACCUAACAGGGCAGUAACCAAGGGGUACAURGGGUGUACUUGCACCCCUUCUCAAAAAAGCUGAAGGUCCAAUGACCCAUUCAUUAUUUUUUUCUACUUUUUUUCCAUGUCCAAAAUGUAAGUUUUUUUUAUCAUCCAUCCAUUCUUGGGGGAUUAUGGUUUUUUUUUUUUUUUGCUUCUGCAAAUAAUAUUCUAGGUUAGUUACACUCUCAAAAAUUAACCCCCUUUAUUUUGGUUCUGCAAAUCCUUAGAAUGUUAGACCAUUUCUCAAGACGGCUGUUAGUUUAUACAGUUUCAUUUUCCUUUCCUGUGCACCCACCUUGCAAGACCCCUGGUUUCAACCCUGUCUAAAGUUAAUUGACAUAAUUUGUCAGUUUCAGGUUGCAAAAGGCACACAUUUGGGAUUUAUGCUAUCGAUUCCAAUGAACCCAAACUACUGUAGAUUAGUUUGCUAUUAAAUAUUAAAAUAUAAUAUUAUAGAACAUUACAGAUAUUAUUGAUUUUGACACAGUGAGCCGGUUUUUUAGGCUAGAACAUUUUCUUGCGUAAUUCGUACACCCAAGGGCAGAAGGAUUUAAUUGCCAUCAGGUCCGAGGUUCAUACGACGCCCCAGCUCUGUGGAUGUCUCCGGGGGGUAUGGCACAGUGGAAUUGAAUAUUCUUUUUAAAUUUUUGGCUUAGGUUCAAAUCUCACCGCAAAUUAAUUUUUCUCUAGCUUUUUCCUUUCAAACGGYAUGACAUAGGUAAUUCCAUAUCAUCUAGAAUUCGAACAGUCAYGACCUGCCUAUGAAAGUUUAUCAGAUAAAGAUGAAAGGGAAGUAAAUGGGAUGUAAAUGGGAGGUAAAUGGGACAUACAUGGGAUGUAAAAGUCUCUUUAAUAACAAGUUGACAAUUACUUAAAACGUAUGGUUUCAAAUACAUUAAAAUAAUAUAUUUCAUA